AUGCUAACUAUGAUUGUUCGAUGUCUCUCCGCAGCCAUGAAAAACUGUGCUGAGCUGUUCAAAUCCGGCCAAAGAAUCACAGGAGUUCACACAAUCGACCCCGAUGGCUUAGGUGCGUUUGAGGUGUUUUGCGACCAAAAAUCUUCUAGUGGGGGCUGGACAGUGUUCCAGAAGAGACUCGAUGGCUCCGUUGAUUUCGUCAAUCGCGGCUGGGCGGAUUACAAACGUGGAUUCGGAAACUUAAAUGGUGAGGUUUGGCUCCGACUGGACAAGAUACACCGCCUGACGAAAACAAAGAGUAGACUGCGAAUGGAGCUUGAAGACACACAAGGAAAUACAGCUUACGCUGAAUAUGACAUGUUCUCUGUUUCCAGCGAAAGAAACAAAUACGGACUUGGCCUUGGGAUAUAUAUCGGUGAGUGCUCAUAAUCUGUGGAUUGGUCUAUUUUAGACAGAAUUGUUCUAAAAGGCGCAACCGAAUUCGAGCGAUUCUGCAUGGGUCUACCUCAAUUCAUUUUACCCAUCAGAGACUGAAAAACGCCGUGAAAGAAUCAAUUUCUAUCCACUACAAUUUUUUACUUUCUGAUCGUUCUUAAAUUCCUUCCAACAAGUUUUGAUCCAAUAGCCUUCCUUUGCCAAUUAUUCGUGAUUCCGUCUCAUCCUAUCAUCAGAGAAUGAAAAAUACUGAAAGGAUCAAUUUCUAUCCACUGCAAUUUCUAUAGCCUUCCUUUGCUAAUAAUAUGUGAUUCCGUCUCAGGAACUGCUGGUGAUUCUUUGAGUUAUCAUCGAAACAUGGCAUUCUCCACUAAAGAUCGCGACAAUGACAAUGCGAACUCGUUCAACUGCGCUGCAUCCUAUAAAAGUGCUUGGUGGAACAAUAGCUGUCUCCGUGCCAACUUAAACGGUUACUAUUACCACGGUUCGCACGCCAAGUCCCAUUAUCGUGGUAUCAACUGGGGUAAAUGGAAAGGUUCUGAUUACUCCGCUAAGAGAGCUGAAAUGAAGAUCAGGCCCGUGGACUUUUAA
Pocillopora meandrina is the source of this 1026-nucleotide messenger RNA. Lineage: Eukaryota; Metazoa; Cnidaria; Anthozoa; Scleractinia; Pocilloporidae. The record is from the annotation of a GenBank genome assembly.